Molecule: messenger RNA, 1469 nt
Organism: Ceraceosorus bombacis
Lineage: Eukaryota; Fungi; Basidiomycota; Exobasidiomycetes; Ceraceosorales; Ceraceosoraceae
Source: the annotation of a GenBank genome assembly
AUGGCAUAUCCUGGUCAAGGACACGGAUCGCACGGAGGAGGGGGGUAUGGUGGAGGGCCAGGAUUUCCGCAGCCCCAAUCGUACGGCGGUGGGGGAUAUGGAGCGCCUCCUCAAGGUUACGGAGCGCCACAGGGUUACGGUCCUCCGCAAGGAUAUGGCGGUGGGGGUGGGGGUGGCUACGCACCUCCUCAAGGUCCGCCACAAGGCGGGUAUGCGCCCCCGCCUCAGCAAGGCUACGGAGCGCCCCAGGGUGGUCCUCCGGGUUAUCAGAACAUGCCUGCUCAUCAACCUCCCCAGGGCAUGCAGCAGGCCGGAGGUGAGUGCAGGGCCAAAAGACUGCGCAUCGCAGGCCUUGCGACUUCUUGAUCUCUUGGGUAGAAAAUGCGGCCACAGGCUAUGUGUGGCACUCUUCCUGAAACGUCUGCUUCAGACUUUGAGCUGAUCACCAUCAUCCACUCUCUUGACCUCAUGUUCCCCGCUCUAGGUCAGCAAUUCCAGUACAGCAGCAUGAGAGGUAAACGCAAAGCGCUACUGAUCGGUAUCAACUAUCGAGGCACUCGAGCCGAGCUGCGUGGAUGUUGGAACGAUGUAGAAAACAUGAAGAGGUUCAUCUCUCAACGAGGCUACCAUUCCGACGACAUGGUAGUCCUGACCGAUGCCUCUUCCGAUCCGCGCUCCAUUCCUACUCGACAGAACAUGACUGCCGCGAUGCACUGGUUGGUGCGCGGCGCAGCGCCCGGAGACGCGCUGUUCUUCCAUUUCAGCGGACAUGGAGGGCAAGCAAAGGCUAGUCAGGGCGAUGAAGCCGAUGGAAUGAACGAGACGAUUUUGCCAUUGGAUUACGAGAGGGCGGGUCAGAUGGAGGAUGAUGAGCUUCAUGCCAUCAUGGUCAGACCUUUACCUGUCGGUUGUCGUCUAACGGCUCUGUUCGACUCUUGCCAUUCGGGAACGGCAUUGGAUCUUCCCUAUGUCUACUCUACCAGCGGCAAUAUCAAGGAGCCCAACGUGGCCAUGGACGUAGGAAAGGGCAUAUUGAAUGCGGGAAUGUCUUAUGCUCGCGGGGAUCUUGGAGGUAUGGUCAAGGGACUCUUUUCCACCUUUAAGGGCGCUUCGGGUAGUAGCGAGGCUGAAGAGAUCACCAAGCAGACCAGGUCUAGCGGGGCAGACGUCAUCAUGCUUUCGGGAUGCAAGGAUGCUCAGACUUCGGCAGACGCCAGCGAAGCCGGUAAAGCUACAGGAGCGAUGAGUUGGGCCUUCAUCAAGGUUUGCACCGAAUACUCUCAACUAUCUUACCUCCAGUGAGUAUUGCCUUUUGACGUAUCUCUUACGAGUCUGACCGAUCAAUGUCUUGCAUCCAUUUCGCCAGGAUGUUGAACGCUACGAGAGACGCUCUGGUGCAGAAAUACUCGCAGAAACCCCAACUUAGCGCUUCUCAUCCUAUGGACCUCAACCUGCUCUUCACCAUUUGA